AUCAGUGACUGGGCUCUUCAGGCACAAGGCGCGUUCCAGUGGUGGAGACGACUGGCAGAGGUGUAUUGAAAAGCUGUCCUUCAAUAAAUCCACACCGAAAACUUACAAAUCAGAGGCAUCAUGUCUGAAGAAAAGCCAAAGGAAGCAGUGAAAACCGAGAAUGACCACAUUAACCUGAAGGUGGCUGGUCAGGAUGGCUCUGUUGUCCAGUUUAAAAUUAAAAGACACACCCCCCUCAGCAAACUUAUGAAGGCAUACUGCGAAAGACAGGGUCUGUCAAUUAGGCAAAUUAGAUUCAGGUUUGAUGGACAGCCAAUUAAUGAAACGGACACACCUGCGCAGCUUGAGAUGGAAGACGAAGACACUAUUGAUGUAUUUCAACAGCAGACCGGUGGAGUGUGUUAAAGGUGUACAUCCUUCCUUAAAGAGGACUGCGGACCUGGAGUAAAACCCACUUUACUAAGCUUUUUUAUUUCUUUUUUCCCCCCUCCAAAUACUCGGUUUUAAUGUUUUUUCCUCAUAAACCCCCCCCCCUGGACUGUUGUGGAAACAAAGUCUGAGUUUGAACGCUGGUUUUAAAUGAUAACCAUGACUCACUGGGAGCAAAGGAUUCUUUAAACAUCCAUCCUGAGUACACAUGAAUUAAAGUGCAUGGUACGUAGAGAGCAAUUGUGGUUUCCCCUCGAAAAAUGCAUGAUAUCUAAUCGUGGAAUUUAAUGGUGGGCUGUGAGGUGUUGGGGGGAAUCAAGUUCAGGUUUGUUUCAGUGAGUGUAAAAAAUUGUAAAGAGCACAUUCUUGGAGUCAUGCUGUGCGUUUUUCAGUGGGCUCAUUUUAUGAUACCAAUUGAGAUUAAAUUAAUAAAGCCACAAUUAUUAUUUUGGAGUAAUGCUGGGGUACAAACUGCUUUGUAGACAGUAUACUGUGCAAACCUUUUUUUGAAGUAGACAAGACAAGUUCAAGUUCAUUGUAUAAUGCUUUAUAAAGAAAGGAGGUAUAAAGUGUUGCAUUUUAAAGCAGACUCGAUGACUAUGGUGUUAACUGACUUAAAGUGCAACCUUAUACUGUUCAAUGAGGGGAAGUGGACUUGACAGUUUGGUUUUCCCCUCACCUUUUUUUUUCUUCCGGACUAAAGAAUGGGCGUUUUCUUUAAAAUUAAGAUGUGUAAUGAUUUUUUUUCUACACAAUUGUUCAAGAGAGUCUUGCUUCAUUAACCUGUAUUCUGCGAGUUUCUGCAUUUCCUUUUCAUUGGGGUGGGAGGGAGGUGGGCAAGGUAGAAAUUUCCACUGAAUCUGUCAUGUUUCUCUACUGAUUUGUACAUUAUUUGUUGUCCUUUACUACUGUAUACAAUAAAUAUAGUUUGGUACUCAGA
Messenger RNA from Lepisosteus oculatus (spotted gar), 1369 nucleotides. RefSeq names its product small ubiquitin like modifier 3. The record is from RefSeq and is a predicted model, not a curated record. Lineage: Eukaryota; Metazoa; Chordata; Actinopteri; Semionotiformes; Lepisosteidae. Gene Ontology annotation, biological process: protein sumoylation. Gene Ontology annotation, cellular component: nucleus. Gene Ontology annotation, molecular function: protein tag activity; ubiquitin-like protein ligase binding.